Molecule: messenger RNA, 931 nt
Organism: Phalaenopsis equestris
Lineage: Eukaryota; Viridiplantae; Streptophyta; Magnoliopsida; Asparagales; Orchidaceae
Exons: 2
Coding region: 371-796 (141 amino acids)
Source: RefSeq, a predicted model, not a curated record
AUAACACUUCUCCUCUUUCAAAAAAGAGAACACAGAGAGACCUCAGAUAGAUGAACAGAGAGAAGUCAGGAGACAGUCCAUUUCCUCUCGCUCUCCAUCAUCUUCACGAAUUUCAAAUAUACAUUAGCCAAUCGCCUGAAUCCUCUAUUCAGAGAUUCAACACCUCCUGCCCGGCUCACUCUGUCCUCGUUUUCUACAGAUAAGGAUAACAGUUGUACAUAGAUAUUCUCACUCCUCGGUCUCUGUAUAUCAGCCCCAAAACCCUUUUUUUUUAAAGCUCCGCUGUAUUAAAGUCCCAUGCCUUGGGAGCUCCUCCGCAGGAUUAUCCAUUCAAUCUUUCAAGUUCCGAUUUUGUUCAGCUUCUCUUGUCAUGGCGGACGAAUUUGAUGAAGAGGAGGUCUGGGCUAUGGCGAGAGAAACUAAAGACGAUAAAUUGAAGACCAGGAAGCUCAAAGAUGCCUCCUUUUUCCUGUCGAUGAAAGCCUCCCCUGCUUCAAGUAAGAUACCAAGAUCAACUAAAACAGUCGGGGAAGAGAGGAGCAGUGCAGCCCCUAUUCAGCAAUCCGCACCUGUUACAAUUCCCAACUGGUCUAAAAUAUUCAGUAACAGCGAAAGGGAAGAUGAAGAAGGUGAAGAUGAAGACAGGGUUCCUCCGCACGAGUGGAUUGCGAAGAAGAUGGAGAGGAAUCAGAUCCCUUCUUUUUCUGUUUGUGACGGAGAAGGAAGAACACUUAAAGGAAGAGAUCAACGUAGAGUGAGGAAUGCAGUUCUCACCAGAACUGGAUUCUUAGAGUAAAGCUUUUAUCCGUACUAUUAAUGGCGACUUUUGUUUUAAUUUUUUAUUUUUCUUAUUAAUGUUAGUUAUUGUCUAGUUUUGUGUGAUCUCUCCGGGCGGGGUGAGAUGAUUUUGUCCGGGUAAGUUGGUUUAAUA